AUGUCUGCAGAAUUAGCACAACUGUUGGAGGAGGUAAUUCUGACUCCUGAUCAAUCGCUACGUGUAGCGAAUGAAACGCAGUUGAAGAAACUUUCAAAUGAGAAUUUUUUGCAAUUUGCAGGCCUUUUAUCUAGUGUUUUAAUCGACGAAAAUGCGAGAUUGGAGGCCCGUAUAUUGGCAGCAUUGACACUUAAGAAUGAAUUGGUUGCUAAGGAUUCCGUCAAGGCAUCUCAAUACGCUCAAAGAUGGAUUACCGUGGUGGAUCCUGCUUCGAAAGAUCAAAUAAAGCUGAACACUGUUCAAGCUCUGUUAACCGGCGAACCCCGUGUUGCUAAUGCAAGUGCUCAAUUGAUUGCUGCCAUCGCCAAUAUCGAAUUGCCAAGAGGCGAAUGGGGGGAUCUAAUGAAAACCAUGGUGGACAGUACCAAUCCAUCUCAACCUGAAAACGUUAAAAGAGCUUCUUUAUUGACUUUAGGAUACAUCUGUGAAAGUGCUGACCCUCAGAGUCAAGUUCUAGUCUCUUCUUCCAAUAGUAUUCUAAUUGCCAUUGUCCAAGGUGCCCAAUCCUCAGAACCUUCGGUUGCAGUGCGUCUGACUGCGUUGAAUGCGUUGGCGGAUUCGUUAGUAUUUAUUAAAAAUAACAUGGAGAGAGAAGGUGAAAGGAAUUAUUUGAUGCAGGUGGUUUGUGAAGCUACUCAGGCUCCCGAUACAACGAUCCAGACUGCAGCAUUUGGUUGUCUCUGCAAAAUCAUGUCACUUUACUACCCAUUCAUGAAACCUUACAUGGAACAAGCGCUUUAUGCGCUAACGAUAGCCACAAUGAGGUCUCCUGACGACAGGGUAGCCUCUAUGGCGGUUGAGUUUUGGUCCACGAUUUGUGAAGAAGAAAUUGAUAUCGCCUACGAGCUAGCCCAAUUCCCACAGUCCCCGCUACAAAGUUACAACUUUGCUCUAGCGUCCCUAAAGGAAGUGGUCCCCAAUUUACUAAGUCUUCUAACUCGCCAGAACGAGGACCCUGAGGAUGACGAUUGGAACGUGUCCAUGUCCGCAGGUGCUUGUUUACAACUAUUUGCUCAAAAUUGUGGUAAUUACAUCUUGGAACCGGUUUUACAAUUUGUGGAACAAAAUAUUACCAGCGAAAACUGGCGUCAAAGAGAGGCCUCCGUAAUGGCUUUCGGCUCUAUUAUGGACGGUCCCGAUAGAACUCAAAGGACCUAUUACAUCCAUCAAGCAUUGCCAGCGAUCUUCAACUUGAUGACUGAUCCUAUGGUUCAAGUUAAAGAAACAGCAGCUUGGUGUGUUGGUAGAGUUGCAGAUCUGGUGGUAGAUGCUAUUGAUCCUCAACAACAUCUGCCCAACGUCGUUCAGGCUUGUCUCCUUGGGUUACAAGAUCACCCUAAGGUGGCCACUAACUGCGCAUGGACUGUAAUCAAUCUGGUAGAACAACUAGCAGAACUAAGGCCGAGCCCCAUCUAUAACUACUACCCAGCACUUGUGGAUGCCCUGAUUAAGACUGCCAGCAGACCUGAUAACGAAUUUAACGCUAGAGCUUCAGCAUUUUCAGCAUUAACCACAAUGGUUGAAUAUGCUACUGAUACCGUUGCGGAAAGCUCAGCAUCGAUUUCUACCUUUAUCAUGGAUAAAUUGGGUCAAACUAUGGGGUUAGAUGAAUCACAAUUGACCAUGGAAGAUAGACAGAGUUUACAAGAGUUACAAUCGAAUGUUCUAACCGUUUUAGCUGCAGUGAUAAGGAAAUCUCCUGCUAGUGUGGAAUCUGUGUCGGACAUGUUGAUGGACUUGUUCUUGAAGCUUUUGGAUAAGAAGGAUGCGUCUUACAUUGAAGAUGACGUGUUCUAUGCUAUUUCCGCAUUAGCUUCAUCCAUGGGUAAGAAUUUCGAGAAAUACCUGGAGACUUUCUCACCAUAUUUGGUGAGAGCUUUAAAUCAAGUAGAUUCACAAGUCUCUAUUACCGCCGUUGGAUUCGUGGCAGAUAUCUCCAAUUCCUUGGAAGAAGAUUUCAAGAAGUAUGCACCUGCGUUUAUGAGCGUUUUGGGUCAAAUGAUUUCUGCUGAAAAUGCCAAGAGGGAAUUGAAACCAGCUGUUCUCGGUGUGUUUGGUGACAUUGCCUCUAACGUGGGCCCAGACUUUACACCAUAUUUGAACGAAGUCAUGGCAUUAUGCGUGGCCGCUCAGAACACAAAGCCUGAAAAUGGUACUUUAGAAGCUUUGGAUUAUCAAAUUAAAGUUUUAGAAGCUGUUCUUGACGCCUAUGUGGGGACUGUUGCAGGUCUACGGAGUACGCCUGCUGCGCUUUUCCCUUACGUAGGAACAAUUUUCCAAUUCAUCUCCUUAUUAGCCGAAGAUCCUCAGUUAUAUGGCGAAGAUUCCACCGCAAGAGCGGCUGUCGGUAUUGUUGGUGAUAUCGCCGCCAUGUACCCUGACGGGUCCAUAAAACAAUUUUACGCGCAAGAAUGGGUAACGGAAUUUAUCAAGAGAACUAGAAGUAACCAGACAUUCAGCCAGUCUACAAAGGAUACAGCUAGGUGGGCAAGAGAGCAGCAAAAACAUCAACUUUCCUUGUGA
This is a messenger RNA of Zygosaccharomyces rouxii, 2583 nucleotides long. It is a transcript of the gene KAP95, whose product is annotated as karyopherin beta. NCBI's taxonomy places the organism in Eukaryota, Fungi, Ascomycota, Saccharomycetes, Saccharomycetales, Saccharomycetaceae. Gene Ontology annotation, cellular component: cytoplasm; nucleus. The coding region runs from base 1 to 2583 and encodes 860 amino acids. The transcript has a single exon. The record is from RefSeq and is a predicted model, not a curated record. Gene Ontology annotation, biological process: protein import into nucleus. Gene Ontology annotation, molecular function: nuclear import signal receptor activity; small GTPase binding.